Molecule: messenger RNA, 3738 nt
Organism: Vespula vulgaris
Lineage: Eukaryota; Metazoa; Arthropoda; Insecta; Hymenoptera; Vespidae
Gene: repo
Product: homeobox protein orthopedia B
Exons: 5
Coding region: 1911-3290 (459 amino acids)
Biological process (GO): regulation of transcription by RNA polymerase II
Cellular component (GO): nucleus
Molecular function (GO): DNA-binding transcription factor activity, RNA polymerase II-specific; sequence-specific double-stranded DNA binding
Source: RefSeq, a predicted model, not a curated record
UAAAGAGUGAGGACGGAAAGAGUUUCGCGAUCGGCGAAUAAAUCUUAAGCGCGAUCGGAUCAUAGGAAGCGAGCUAAGUAAGGUUGUGAAGAAGGAACGCGCGAGAGCGCGGAGCUCGCUCGCUAAUUAGCGCCGAUGAAAUUAGCAGUUAAUAUACGCGUAUACACACGGAAUGGGGGUAGUUUGAUUGGGCCAAUUCGAGGCAAUUCCUGGCGAUUGCUGGUUUCAUUGAGCCUGCGCUUAAGAGCUCAGUGCCAUGCUGCCGGUCAACGGACAUGGAUCUCUUCUUCGAGUACCAUAGAACGAGUAAGAGGAAUGACCAGGAGAAAGAAGAGUGUUCAUUAUCAACUAAGAAAUGUUAAAUUCGAGGGAUAUAUGAGUGAAAUUAAAGUUAACAAUUGUGAUUAUGAGAUAGGAUGAAGUGCGUGAUGACACAUUUGUCAAGAUUUUUAGCGGGGAAAAAAGGAAGAAGAAGAAAAUGGCGGCUUAUGGUAUAACCUGACCUCGAAGAGAGAAACAUAUAUAUAUAUAUACAUACAUAUAUAUUAUUAUAUACUAUAAGCACAUCUCUCUCGUAUAUACUGUACUCUGCGUGUGUGUAUAUAUAGAGAUAUAUAUAUACGUACAUACACACAUACACACACACAGGGAGAAAGACAAAGAAAUAGAGAGACGUGAAAGAAAGAGAAGUCAUGUGGGAAAUCCUCGAUCGAGGCCAAACAGUUUCCGAUUCCCACGAGGGUUUCAAGAGAAGGAGAGAUGCAGGCCGAUUUGUGGAGGGCCUCUCGUAUCUAAAGUCCGGCCCCUGGGGGCGGAACAAGAAAGAGCCACGGAGAGUGGCACGAGAGGCACGCGAAGAGAGAUACAAGAAGAAGUAACAAGUACGUCGGCGCAGGACGUCGGCGCACACGAGACCUCUCCCAAGAGUAGGUGCUACAUGAUUGGCUAACCUCCAUGUGUGGGGGCGGCCUAACGGCGCUUCGACGGCGGCCUCGUUGAAAAUAUAAGCCUGUGUGAGUGUCCGCUGAUUAGCCAGAGUCAGGACGGAUCGUCGAUAGUGCGAGAGUCUAACUACGCGAUAGAUCUUUCUUUCUCUCUCUUUUUCCCUCUUUCUCUCUCUUUUUUCUCUCUCUUUUUUAUCGUUUUUUAAUUUUUUGUUUUUGUUUUUUUGGAAGAUUUUUGUUUCAUUUUGUUUUGUUUUUUUUUUUUUAAAUCAAUCAUCUCGUUUUACGUCAGUUACCUACAGAAAGAGGAGAAGAAAGAAAUCGGAGAUCUCUUUGGGUCCGUGAACCGUUCUCCAAUUCGUUUAAUUUCGUUUAGUUUCGUUUAGUUCGUUAUUCCUCAUCCGUCCUUACCAUCCAUCCUUCUCAUCGUCCUGUUCACUUCCAAGGUCCUCCUCAUACUCGUGCUCCCAUUAAACGACUGUAUAAUAUCCGAUGGACACCGGUCUGUCUCUCUAUCUCACUGUCUAUAUAACCGACAGUUUACUUCGUUAAGUCCGCUUAAAACUAAUCAAAAUUAAUCAUAACCGGGCAACGAUUGAUACCAAUUGCUUUGGAUUCCAUUAGAGGCGCCAAGCGGUUAACGAUCGCCUCUCUUUCUAUAGCUUUGCUUUCCUUAUUAAUGAGGAUUUUCUGACCUCGAAUAAGAAGGAUAAACAAGAAGAGGAAGAAGAAAAAUAUAAAGAAGAAGAAGAAGAAGAAAGGAAACGAUAAUCAUCAUCAUUAAGAUUCUUCAUUUGGAUCAACGCAAUAUUCUUCAAUCUUCAAAAUCAUCUGUUACUGCUGCUGAUUAUGACGAUGAUGAUGACAACGAUGAUAAUUGUGUGAUAUAAUUAUCAAAGUGAUUCACUUGGAAUCGUCGAAAUAUAUUAAAUUUGUCUUCUUGGAUUAUCAAUUAAGAACGAAAGAAUGGACGGUGGUCCGUUCGACGAUCCAAUCUUUUCCGACUUUGGUGGUCGAGGUGGUACCGGAGUUCACAGUAUUCAAGUGAUGCUAGGUUUACACGGUGGACAUCAUGGAAAUGACUUGAUGCCGACCGGUGGACAUCUUCAUAAGUUGGACUCUUCGAAUAGUCCACCGCCGCAUCAUCAAACGGCUCAUCAUCAUAUGCAGCAACAACAACAGCAGCAACAGCAGCAACAGCAACAACAGCAACAGCAGCAGCAGCAGCAGCAACAACAACAACAACAACAAAAAGAAUUAAAGGAAUUAGAAUUAGCUGGUAUGUACGCGCCGUUACCUCAAACUCCAGAUGUAACAACCUCGACGACGACCACAGCAACGCCUACGUCUACAACGUUGCAACAAGGUCUUCAACUUGGUAAUUCUCUAAAGAGAAAACCGGACGAUCCUAUGAAUCCUCUUGCACCAGUGACCGGCGAAACGCAAUCGGCUAAAAAAGACUCGAAAAAGAAGACCGAUAAUAAUGGAAUCAAAAAGAAAAAAACCAGAACUACCUUUACGGCAUAUCAAUUGGAAGAAUUGGAAAGAGCGUUCGAACGUGCACCUUAUCCUGAUGUUUUUGCUCGUGAAGAAUUAGCUUUAAAGUUAGCACUUUCGGAAUCUCGAGUACAAGUCUGGUUUCAGAAUCGACGCGCAAAAUGGCGGAAAAGGGAACCGCCGCGAAAAACUGCCGGUUACAUGGCCGCUGGUUCUGCUAGUCCUGGUCUCUCAGGUUCAUUCACGUCUUUGAACAACACGUUGAAUCCAUUUGCAUCUCCAGCGACGGCAGCAGCGCCACCCGACGCUUGGACAUACACUCCGGCUUACGAUUUGGCGCCACACUUGAAUCUCUUGAGUCCUUCUAACUCGCCAUAUACGACGUCUUUUGGUGGUCCUAGUAAUAAUGGAUCAGCAUAUUCUUAUGCCACGAUGUUGCCUCAACACGAUGCUUCCUUAUUUUCUGCACCUUCCAGCAAUACGAUGCGUGUUCAUCAGGAUUACAUGAAUGCUAGUAAUAGUCCGCCACCACCAUUAACACGUAAUGAUUAUCAGACAAUGGUUACUACUACUCAUUCACCUCCUACUCAUCUUGGUGGUUCCAUGUCUGAGGAUGAACAUCAACAAAAUAAACAGUUGGAUUACGUAAGUGGUCUCAGUCCAGCCGAUAAGUAUCAGCACGAUCAAGCUGAUUAUUCGCAGCAACAGCAACAGCAACAGCACGAUCAGAAACAGGAAUAUGGUAUGCAUUCACCUCAAGGACGUCAAAGUAUAAAGGAUCAGGUGAUGGUCAAAAGCGAACCAAACAGCCAACAAAGUUACGUGCAGUUGCCUCCUUUUCUCAACUGACUCGAAAGCCAAUUUCUAGAUUUCUUCUAGAUGGCUUUUAUCGUUACUACUCGACUUUACCGUGUGAAACCUUAUCUCUAAAAUCUCAAGACGAUCAUGAUUCUUCCUCCUUAAUGUGACUUUCUUUAUUUUUUAUUACCCAGAAUUUUAAUUUAGGGGAUUAUUCCUCUUCAACGAUACGAGAUAGCUUUUGUGUACACGGAAGGUGUUAAACUUUUUACAUUUUUGUUUCUUUUUUUUUUUCAAACUUAUUCAUACUAUGCAAAUUAAUAUUGUUAGUCCAUUAAGAUAUUGUGCUUUAUAUGAUAUAUGUAUGUAUAGCAAGUUAAUCAGCGUGUUUCUUCGCGAUAUACGAUUUGAAUGCUAAAAAUGAAUGAUUAUUAAAAAAUUAAUUUUAAUUAGCAAAUUUAUUUGCUUCAAUAUAUAAAAAUAAAAAUUAUUAUUAUUA